AUGGCCGGGCUGUCCCACAGGAUCAUCAAGGAAACUCAAUGUUUGCUGGCAGAACCAGUUCCUGCUGUUGAAGGGGAACCAGAUGAGAGCAACGCUUGGUAUUUUCAUAUGGUCAUUGCUGGCCCCCAGGGUUCCCCCUUUGAGAGAGGGACUUUUAAACUUGAACUAGUUCUUCCAGAAGAAUACCCAAUGGCAGCACCUGAAGUACGUUUCAUGACCAAAAUUUAUCAUCCUAAUGUAGACAAGUUGGGAAGAUGUUUAGAUAUUUUGAAAGAUAAAUGGUCCCCAGCACUGCAGAUCUGCACAGUUUUGGUCCCGAUCCAGGCUUUGUUAAGUGCCCCUAAUCCAGAUGACCCAUUAGCAAACAAUGUAGCGGAGCAGUGGAAGACCAAUGAGGCCCAAGCCACAGUAACAGCUAGAGCAUGGACUAGGCUAUGAGCCAUGAAUAAUAUUUAAGUCGAUCCGAUCAUCAAGUUUGUGUCACUUCUCCUGUUCUGCCAAGACUUCUUUUUGUUUGCAUUUAAUGGACACGGUCUUAGAAACAUUACAGAAUAAAAGCCCAGACAUUUUCAGUC
Heterocephalus glaber (naked mole-rat) is the source of this 575-nucleotide messenger RNA. Lineage: Eukaryota; Metazoa; Chordata; Mammalia; Rodentia; Bathyergidae. The record is from RefSeq and is a predicted model, not a curated record.